CAGCAGCAGUCAAGACAGGAGCAUUGUGUAAAGAAUUGUACCGAGCUUGUUUCAGUAGUUUUUAUUCUUGGACUGAACAUUUGUGAAAAAAUGGUGAUUGCUACAGUCUUUGUUCUCUGCAGCUUUGUGGUGGGUACUUCUCCAAGUGUGGUGACUUUUAAGGCGGACAGGCCCUUUCUAGGUGUGCCGCUGUCUUUCAAAGCUGACCUGAAGUGCUGCUACACCACCACGGAGCGUCGGAUCAAUCCCACUUGGUUAAAAAGGGUAUGGGCUGGCAACAAAAUCGGUCCAGUCACUGUGAAUAUUUCGGAAAAUGUGACUACAAGACUCGACAAAGAAGAUAAGGAACUGUGUUACAUCCUAACCCUUGAUUCAGUCCAGCUGAAUGACACUGGGCUGUACCAGUGUCUGUUGAACUACAGUAGGGACGUCUCUCAUGGCACCUACCUGCACGUCUACAAACGUCUGAAGAAGACAAUAAACCUCAGUGAAAGCACCAAAAACAAGAUCCUGACAGCUGAGGGAAUCUUGCUGUUACUGUGUGUGGUAUUGCCUUCUACCACCCUUCUCUUCAAGUCAAAGAAACUACAUGAACUAGAGAAAAAGAAGAUGAAGAAGGAAGAGGAAAACAUAUACCAGGGGCUAAAUCUGGAUGAUUGUUGCACCACAUAUGAUCAGAUCGAACGGUCCCAGGCACAUGGUCCGUACCAGGAUGUCUGCAACAUUAUGGAGGAAGAAGAGGAGUUCCAGCUGGAGAAACCUUGAAAGAAAGGGGAAAGAUAAAGAAAGGGAGAGUGUUCAGUCUAUUUUGAGAGCUUAGGUUUAAGUGUGUGAUAUCUGAAUAACAGACCCAGGCUUUAUCACACACACUGAAAGUUGGAAAGUUUUUUUUUUCAUAGCUUUGGAAACAGCAUUUGACGAAACGGUUUCACCACAAAGUCGACUCAGUCAGGGACGUAUUAGUUGAGAAAUAUUGAGGUUGUAAGUUCAAGAAGCCCCUCCAGUCCAGAUAAUUUUGAAGAGACCUAAAAGUUGUGCAAAAUUUCCAUUUUUUUCUAUGUUUGAUAAAUUCACUAUAUAAAUGUUUUUAUGAAUUUAAAAAUAGUUGUGUGUGUCUGCUCCAAAAUCUCUUAAUUUCUUUGUCAUAGAAUUGUCAAAUUUAAGGAUGCUGAGUCUAGAAAUAUCUGUCUUUGUGCAACCUCAAAUAAUAAAAUAGGCCUAUAAACUAUCCCUCAAAUGUAAC
Molecule: messenger RNA, 1243 nt
Organism: Seriola dumerili (greater amberjack)
Lineage: Eukaryota; Metazoa; Chordata; Actinopteri; Carangiformes; Carangidae
Gene: cd79a
Product: CD79a molecule
Exons: 5
Coding region: 91-765 (224 amino acids)
Biological process (GO): B cell receptor signaling pathway; B cell differentiation
Cellular component (GO): B cell receptor complex; external side of plasma membrane
Source: RefSeq, a predicted model, not a curated record